AUGAUCGCCAAAACCUAUCCCGUCAAGAUCUUUACGCCGGCGCCCAUGUUGGGCUAUGGCUAUGAUAUUGUCGACUUCUGGACGAUUAUCAUGGACGAACGCACCCGUCCGGACGCCAUAAUCAUGGACAGCGGCUCCACGGACCCCGGACCGUAUAUGCUCGGCAGUGGGCGCACAAUUGUCAGCAAGCAGGCAUUAAUGCACGAUCUGAGUCCGGUGCUCGAAGCCUGCGCUGACUUUGGCAUCAAAUUGUUAAUCAGCUCCGCUGGCGGCGCCGGUACAAAUGAGCAGGUCAACUUCCUAGUCGAUGUUGUGCGCGAAAUCAGCGAGAGAAAAGGUUACAAGUUCAAAGUCUCAACAAUCAAGUUCAAGAAUGACCGGCAGGCGAUUUUAAAAAAGCUGCAGGCGGGCGCUAUAACACCGUGCGGGCCUGGACCUGCUUUGAAGGAGGAAGACGUGUUGAAUGCCGUUGCCAUUGUCGCGCAGAUGGGGGCUGAGCCUUUCAUGAAAGCAUUGGAAGAUCCAGAGGUGGACAUCAUCAUCUCAGGACGGUCAUAUGAUCCAGCCCCUUUUGCAGCGUACAGCAUGCACCGGGGCGUCCAUCGCGAUCCAGCGUGGCAUAUGGGGAAAAUUGUCGAGUGUGGAGGACAGUGUGCGGUACCCAAAGGCCGUUCGAUCCUGGCAACCAUGUAUCAGGAUAGCUUCGAGCUCACACCCGUCACUCCAGGCCAGAGAUGCAUCCCCCGCUCCGUCGCCGCACACACCAUGUACGAGAAAACCCGCCCUGAUAGGCUCCCGGGGCCUGGAGGGGUCUUGCAUCUGAACAACGUACAAUUCAAGCAGCAAGCGGAUAAUCGGUCGAUCUUGAUACACGGGGCGACGUUUGUUCCUACCCCAACAUAUCAAAUCAAGCUCGAAGGUGCCACCCAAGUCGGCUUCCGUUCAGCCUUUAUCGGAGGCAUUCGAGACCCUAUCCUGAUACGAGGUAUCGACGACUUUCUCGAACAGACGGUCCGAGCCAGGACAAAAGCGGCGUUUCCACUCCUCGGUGAAGCCGCCGGUCCACAGUUAAUAUUUCACAUAUACGGGAGAAAUGCUGUAAUGGGCCCACUCGAACCGGCCACCACGAUUCCCCAUGAGAUCGGUGUCCUAGGUGAAGUCGUCGCUGAGACCCAAGAGGAUGCCGAUGCGAUAGCAGGACUCGCUAGAGUCAUGGUUCUACAUGCUGAAUAUCCAGGGCAGCUGGCAACGGCGGGGAACUUCGCGUCUCCCUUGACGCCAUUGGAGCAGUCUGUGGGACCGGUGUACAAGUUCAGUGUCUAUCAUCUCAUGGACGUCGAAGACCCGCUCAGCUUCUUCCCAAUCGAAAGUUUCUUCAUCGGCAGCCCGAAUGAUAAUAAGACCAAGCCUGUACCCUCAGAGCGACCGGUUCGCCGGGCCGAAGAUGUCGUGACAACCCUUCCAGAGGCUCCAAGGCACAACAUUACUAGUUCGCGACCUAGAAUCUCUGACCUAGCAGCCGUCGUCCGGUCAAAGAACUCCGGUCCUUACGAGAUAACACUAGACAUUCUCUUCGACGACGCCGGGAUCUGGAAGCACGUUCGUGAUAGUAACGUGCUCACCCCAGAAGCGAUGAAGAGGCUCUACCGUCUGGCUGACGACGACAUCUUGACGUGCAUGUUUUUUGAACCAGCUCUCGGGUGGAAGUGUACAUUUAAGCGGCCGGCUAACCAGUUACAGGGCAGUGUUGGUGAGAGAGAUACUUUCGGGACCCAGCUGCAUGCACCAUUGCUGGAUGUUGAGGUUCCGGCAUUGAAUUUAGCAUAA
Molecule: messenger RNA, 1827 nt
Organism: Cladophialophora psammophila CBS 110553
Lineage: Eukaryota; Fungi; Ascomycota; Eurotiomycetes; Chaetothyriales; Herpotrichiellaceae
Exons: 2
Coding region: 1-1827 (608 amino acids)
Source: RefSeq, a predicted model, not a curated record